AGCGUUAUGUAGUGCUGUGUCGGUGAUGUUUUAUAUUAAAUCUUCAGCUGUGGCGCUCAGACUCUCUCUGAUUCCUCACUGAGAGCAUCUGAACCAACAGCAGCAGUGGAGAGCAGCGGGCAUCAUACAAUUAACCAGCACUUCUGGGGUGCCUGGCACUUCACCGAAGACAUGUCAGCAGAGGACGCAUCCAUGACACACCGUUGAGGAUCAGGGGUUAUGGAGUCUCUCUUCGGGGGCCAGUUGGGCUUGCUGGGGGGUAACGAGGGUCUUAAAGAAGAUGGCUGUGGGGUGGGCUGGUCGAACUCUCCCUUAUCAGAAGACAUGUACUCUGCCUCCCACUUCGCCCUCAUCAGCGCCUACCAGGACAUUAAGACCCGUCUGGCCGGCCUCGAGCGAGAAAAUGCAGACAUCAAAAGAAAACUCAAGAUUUACGAGAUAAAGUUCCCCAUGAUAAGCGAGUUUGGAGAUGACAGGAACUCCUACUGCUCCUUUGAGCCCAAAGACACAGCGCUGCUCCAGUCAGAGAAUGGCAGUCUGCAACAGAGAGUCAACAUCCUGACCCUCGAGCUUCAGAAGAGCAAGGAGCGAGAGGAGCAGCUUGAAGAUGUCAUUCAAGCCUAUGAGAAAAUCCACAUGGAGAAGUCCAGCCUUCAGCGAGACCUCGACAAGAUGACGUCUCUGGUGGAGAAACAUGUUGAGCGGAUCCACAGUUUAGAGGUGGCUCUGAGGCAGAGGGAGAGCUCACUACACAAACUCAACACACAGCUACACAAUAAAGACAUGCAGUAUCUGCAACUACACAGCCCUGACUCACAUAUGCUAGACUGCCCAUUGACCCUACAGAGCUCCCGAAGUCUGGACACCCUUUCUGACCUCAAACUGCAGCGUCUGGAGGCGGAGCUAGAGGGGGCACGGCACGAGGCUCAGGGGGCGUGUCAGAGGGAGGAGGAGCUAAAAGCUGAAUGUGAGAGGUUACGGGAAGAACUGAGAGAAUUGCAAAGCAACCAGAGACAGAGGGAUGUGAGUUCCACAUGUGGACAGUGUGAUGUGGAGUGGAUAAAGAAAGUUGGAGAUGAACAAGUAAAUCUGGCUUUGGCCUAUACUGAACUAACUGAGGAGUUGGGCAAGCUACAGGCUCUGACCUCGAAACAGACAGAGAUAUUGCGAAAAGCCUCACAGGAGCCGGCAAGCCCAGUGCAGCGCCACUCUCCUGUCCCUCACCAGAGGCAUUCUCCUGUUCCGCAGCGCCAUUCCCCAAUCCAACAGCGCCAUUCUCCCAUACAACAGCGCCAUUCGCCUGUUCCCCAGCGGCGCUCGCCAGUGCUGCAGCGUCUCUCUCCAGACAUGCAUCGUCGCUCGCCUCUGCCUGAGCUCAGCGACGGCCCCGCAUCCUAUUCCUGCAGGCCCACUUCCCACCACUUGAGGGCCAGUUUCCAAGGAAGACGCAGUUACUCUGAAGUAGCCGAUCCAUCAGCUUAUCAACGGCCCCCACGGUUCACUCUGGACCCAGUGUCCACUUUGCCAAAACCUCGACCAUAUGUUGACAGCUACCACAAGCAGCAGCAGCAACAGCAGCAGCAACACGGAGGAAGCCAGCACAUGUUAGUUCAAAGACAGGGCUCUCAGUCCGGGGUUGGAGGUGAUGGGGGUUUGGCUGAAUCUCCACGGCUGUCCAGGGAGCUGUCUUUCCACCACUCGGAUGUGUCCCACUUGCAUUUUGAGCCUCAGCCCAGCCCAGCACCUCUGCAUUCAUCCCCACAGCCUCCACAGUCCUCAGAGGAUGAGGAGGAGUGGUCCUGCCCUCAUCCCAUCAGUCCUCCGCGAACACUGGGGGUGUCGAGCCCCUCAUCAAGCUCCAGAGGCCCUGCCUCUUGUUCCGCUUUCCCCAUUCCUUCCCGUCCCAACACCCUUAGCUGUCACCCACCUGGAUACCUGCACGCAGAGCAUGCCCAGUCUUGGCCAUCCAUCAAUCUGUGGAUGGAGACAGAGGAGGAGGGUGACGUCAGGAGCUGCCCGCUGUGCCAGCUAAUCUUCCCUAUUGGUUACCCUGAUGAUGCCUUGAUCAAGCACAUUGACUCGCACCUGGAGAACAGCAAGAUCUGACACCCACAGCCACGCCAUGCCCAUGACCUUCUGUUGUUCCACAGUUACAUUCAUUCUUUGCUCCUGGUAUUUUUAGCCGGGUGCUUUCAGGCAGAAUGUAGGUGAUGCACCUGUGGCCAGUCUCCCAAUUUGAUAAGUGAAACGGAGAUCUGUGAUUACCUGCAAAACUCAAAUGUGUCAUGAAUAGCUUAUAUAUCUAUAUAUCGCUUCUUUUCAACAAAAAUGUAUUGAAAAAUGGUAACUUUUUAUUUUAAACACUUGUUUAUCAACAAUUAUACACACACUAAACCAAACUGACUGAGCAUAUUGCAAUAUUAAGGCUCUCAUUUCAGCUACAGUUCAACUACAGUUCCCAAGAUUAUUUGCAUUAUUUACACUUUAAUGUGGUCACAGAAUGUGCUUUGUGGCCAUUUUUGGAGAACUGGGUAGUUAUGAGGGUGCUAUACAGGAUGAGUUUGAGGGAAUAUUAGACAUAAUGGCCAAUGGUUGCAUUAUUUGAAUUUCAGCACUUUAUAUAAGCCCUUAAUAUCCAGUUUACCUUUAUCAAUAUUACUAACACUGAGGUAAAAAAUUUAAUAUUUCUAUAACCUUAUAGAAAUCAUUUAUUUUUUAAUACUCCAGGGUCUUGAAUACCCUUAAAUAUAUCUUAGUUUGGCAGGACUUCCCUUUAACAAAACUGAAUUCUUUGUAAUUAUCUGUAAAUUCACAAUCGCAUCUUUUUUUUUUUUUUUUGUCUUCCGGGGUGUUUGGCUGUACAAAGAUUUUUUCUUAAAAAUAUUCUUAAAGAAUUUCCUCUCAUAAUGUACAUAAUGAUUGCAGCUCUGUGCACACAGUUUAGCCAACCACUGACAAAGCAUCAGUUACUGUUGUUUCUCAAGACAGUAAUACUGUGAUUUCCAUAGUACACUUAGACAGCGGAAUGUUUUUGAUGUAAUUACUUAAGAAAAAUUGCUUUGACAAAAUAUAUCUGUUCGUCUGAUCACAUCACAGAGCGCAAUCUGUUUUAUCAGUUCAAACUUUUUUAAUGUACUGUAAAUGUAUAUCUGUAUUUAAAGCCAAUUAUAUGUAUUAACCUAUAUAAUAUAGAUAUGCAUUUUUCAAGCUUGGAUAAGAGCAAAUGGAAAACUACUGGAACUGGUAAUUCAAUGUUUUGUAUUACUGUGAUCCAAAUGAUACAGCACCAAUUUGAGUGUGUUUAAUUAGUGUUUAAUUAUCUUACUAUUCCCUAUUUUUCCAGGUGUACCUUAUACUAUGUUAUAAAGUCUUCUUUCUCGCUACUUUCCCUGAUUCUGCAGACUUUGUAAAAAUGAGGGCACUGGAUCUGCUACUAACCCAAAUACAGAGGAACUAAAAUGGGAAAGUAGCACAAAAAAGUCAUCACUGGUGCACAUGUGCAAAAUUACGAAGCCAAAUAUAGCGAAGUGCAAAAUAAGAAGCUAUAUGCUGUCUGUCAAAUAACUGGGUGGAGGUUUCAUUCAAUUGGUCAUCUAAUUUGAUGUGGUAAUUGCUAAUAUUCUGGAAAAUACCAUUCCAGAUGUUGUAAAUAUACGAAUCUAUGAUGAAAAUAAACGUCUAUGAUGUCACCAUUCCAAAUACCAUGAAAUACAAGUGUGGAUAACUGAAAUGCCAUCAAUGCAACCAAAGACACAGUCUGCUUGUUUUUUUUAAAAUUUCUUUUCACACAUGACCAAGCACCACUUAAGAAUAUUACCCUGAAAUAUGGUGCGACUGAAACAUGUGGAAGAACAUUUUCGAUGAAUAGUGUGCAGACGUGGAAAGAUGCAGCUAAAGUGUAAAGACAAAAGACAUUCUGCAUAAUCACCCACAAGUUUCCAUAUACAGUAUUCAUAUAUAUAUUAUAUCUUGUCUUGCACCCUUGUCCAUGAACAUGCAGAGUAGAAGCAAAGUAAAACUUCAGCCACUAUUCACAAAGAUUCGCUCAGGAGUUGUUUACAGUAAAGAGCUAUUGCUGUUACCUUGCUCCUCAAGACAGUGUUUUUUUUUCUCAUGCAAAGGCAAAUUAGCAAACGGAAUUCUUUUCUGGAUGCUCAAAGUCUCUCUUUUGCCCUGUAGUUUGGUGUGUGAUUUCUUUGUGAUAUAACUCAGGGGAUAAAGCUUUGUGAAUAUGGCUCCUUGACCAUACACAACUAACCUCCACUGGGACAAUAUGAGAAUUCGCCAAAUCUAUUGAAGAGCCAAGAGGACGCUAAUGGGGAAGAGAGAUUUUGUCAUACCAACAAGGUAUACUUUAAAGAAAGAAAAAAAAUGAAUGCAUAUUGUGUCAAAAAAUGUUCUGUAAAUAUUAUGAA
This is a messenger RNA of Sinocyclocheilus grahami, 4415 nucleotides long. RefSeq names its product TANK-binding kinase 1-binding protein 1-like. Bases 220 to 2106 code for a protein of 628 amino acids. The record is from RefSeq and is a predicted model, not a curated record. The transcript has 10 exons. NCBI's taxonomy places the organism in Eukaryota, Metazoa, Chordata, Actinopteri, Cypriniformes, Cyprinidae. Gene Ontology annotation, cellular component: cytoplasm.